Messenger RNA from Paramecium sonneborni, 787 nucleotides. The record is from the annotation of a GenBank genome assembly. Lineage: Eukaryota; Ciliophora; Oligohymenophorea; Peniculida; Parameciidae.
AUGAAUGCUUAACAAUACUAAUUAGAAAUUUGGAAUAUGAAAGUAGCUGUCAAAAUUAGUUUAUUACAUAGCAAUAUACCUUCUAUGUACAUUAUGAUUUAUAGAUAACAUUUUCUACUUUUUUACUUUCAAUAGAUAUAUAAUGUACAAAAAAAAUAUUUUAAUUUAGCAUUUUGAUUCCUACUGCAGCUAAGUUAAUAAGAUUAAUUAAAUUUCUUUACAAUUCAAAAAUGUCUUGUUGCCAUAUUAAAUACCUUUUGGAGUAUUAGUUGAUUAAUAUUAAAGUGAGGAUACUUUUACACCUUUAGAAUUAAUAUUAAUAUAUCAGAAAGAAUCAAACUUUAUUAAUUUAGAAGAUGAAAUAAGGAAUUAAAUAAAAUUUAAUUAAAAAUUGGCUGCAUUUGGGCGUUAUAAUCAUGAAGGAUAUGGAAAUCCAUUAAAAAAUUCAGUUAUUAUGAAAAUAAGUGAUGAAAAUAUAGUAUUAAAUUAAAUAUAGUCAUUUGAAAACAUAGAAGAUCUCUAAAAAUAUUAUGGAAAAUUAUUUGAAAGUCCUAAAACAGGUAGAUAUUAACUUCCAAUAAGAAUUUACUUCAAAAAAGGAGGUUACUUUUAAACAAUUAUUGAAUUGAAUGAUCAAAAAUAAACAAUAGGACAAGCAUUAAGCACAAAAUUGUAAGGAACGAGUUUUUUAUUCAAUGGAUUGCCAUUAAAAACUAAUAUUCCAGCUUUAAAUUUUUAUGAUUGGCUUUACUCAAUUGAUGGUUUUUGUUAUUUUGUUUGUGAAUGA